Euleptes europaea (tarantolino) is the source of this 1200-nucleotide messenger RNA. RefSeq names its product pregnancy up-regulated nonubiquitous CaM kinase (gene PNCK). Bases 21 to 1034 code for a protein of 337 amino acids. Gene Ontology annotation, molecular function: calcium/calmodulin-dependent protein kinase activity; ATP binding; calmodulin binding. Gene Ontology annotation, biological process: peptidyl-serine phosphorylation. The transcript is spliced from 11 exons. Lineage: Eukaryota; Metazoa; Chordata; Lepidosauria; Squamata; Sphaerodactylidae. Gene Ontology annotation, cellular component: intracellular anatomical structure. The record is from RefSeq and is a predicted model, not a curated record.
GUCCCCAGUAGCUCUCCGCGAUGCCGCUCGGGAAAGGCUGGAAGAAAAAGGUCGAGGACAUCUCCGCCGUCUACGACGUCAAAGAGAAGCUGGGCGCAGGGGCUUUUUCCGAAGUGGUUCUGGCCCAGGAGCAUGGGUCCCAGCGCCUGGUGGCGCUAAAGUGUAUUCCUAAGAAAGCCCUGAGGGGCAAGGAAGCUGCAGUAGAAAAUGAAAUUGCAGUACUCAAAAAGAUUCAGCAUGAGAACAUCGUGGCUCUGGAGGACAUCUAUGAGAGCCCCACUCAUCUCUACCUGGCCAUGCAGCUCGUGACGGGCGGGGAGCUGUUCGACCGCAUCAUCGAGCGGGGCUACUACACGGAAAAGGAUGCCAGCCUCUUGGUCCGGCAGGUGUUGGAAGCGGUGAAUUACCUGCACAGCCUGGGUAUCGUCCAUCGAGAUCUCAAGCCCGAGAACCUUCUCUACGCCACUCCAUUUGAGGACGCCAAGAUCAUGAUUACGGACUUCGGGCUGUCAAAGAUUGAGGCCGAUGGAAUCAUGGCCACGGCGUGUGGCACCCCUGGCUACGUGGCCCCCGAGAUCCUGGAGCAGAAACCCUACGGAAAAGCCGUGGACUCCUGGGCCCUCGGGGUCAUCUCGUACAUCUUGCUUUGCGGUUACCCCCCCUUCUACGACGAGAACGACUCCGAGCUCUUCAACCAGAUUCUGAAAGCCGAAUACGAGUUUGACUCCCCGUACUGGGAUGACAUCUCCGAGUCGGCGAAAGAUUUCAUCCGGCAUCUUCUAGAACGGGACCCCGAGAAACGGUUCACCUGCGAACAGGCCCUCCAGCAUCCCUGGAUCUCUGGAGACACGGCCCUGGAAAAAGAUAUCCACGGCUCCGUGUGUGAGCAGAUUCAGAAGAACUUUGCUCGCAGUCAGUGGAAGCGAGCGUUCAACGCCACGUCUUUCCUGCGCCACAUCACCAAGCUGGGGCCGGGCGCGGAGGGCGAGGAAAUCGGAGAGGCAACGUCCGGGGGAGAGCAUGGGAAAUGGUGACCGGAGAGGUACCCGAAGAGCCUGGGCCGCUGCCCUUUUGCAUGAGCUACCCUCCUGCAUGCGGCUUCACAGCCACGACGCUGCGCCAGCCCCCUCGUCCAAGGAGGGGUGUCUCCUUUCAUUUCCUCCGCCUCCUUCUGGGGACAUCUCUGGCCCGAGAGGCUCA